Molecule: messenger RNA, 3164 nt
Organism: Notolabrus celidotus (New Zealand spotty)
Lineage: Eukaryota; Metazoa; Chordata; Actinopteri; Labriformes; Labridae
Gene: parp2
Product: poly (ADP-ribose) polymerase 2
Exons: 17
Coding region: 1-2082 (693 amino acids)
Molecular function (GO): NAD+ poly-ADP-ribosyltransferase activity; zinc ion binding
Source: RefSeq, a predicted model, not a curated record
AUGGCGCAUGCGUACGACGACCUUCAUCAGCACCGGCCAGGAAACAGUGCAGAGCAAAGUUUUCCGCCUGCCUCAUUGUGUCCCUUUAUUACAACACAUACAUUUUUUAAACCGCAAGCCACCAUGAGAAGAACGAGAGCUUCUAGAAGUAAAACUCAGAGUGCUCAAGAAAACGAUGAAGUCCAUUUAAAAACAGUGUGGCAGUGGAAAGGAGAUGAUGGACAGUGGAAACCAUACGCACCUUCAGACUGUGCCUUGUUGGACUUGGCUGUGUCUUCAGGAGAAACCUCCGUCACUCUGACUCUGGGUGCUGGGACAGCCUACGAAGUCAACCUCAAGAAGAUGUUCCAGAUUAAUCCUGUCACAAAGUACAAGAGGAAAAUCCGCUCGCAGACGGUAAAAGCAGAAGGUGAAAAUGAAGCGGGGGGCUUAACUGCUCCUAAUGGGGUACCAGUUGAAGUAAAAGAGGAGGAGGAGGAGGAGGAGGAGGAGCAGCCUGCAACAAAGAAGAGGAAAGGGAAAAGCAAAAUGGAGAGCAAGAUAAAAACAGAAGAAAUGCCUAAAGAAGAAAUAAAAGAGAUUGUGAAGACAGUGGUCAUGAAAGGAAAAGCCCCAGUGGACACUGAAUGCAAAGCCAAAAUUGGAAAGGCUCACGUUUACUGUGAAGCAGAUGAUGUUUACGACGUGAUGCUGAAUCAGACAAACCUUCAAUUUAACAACAACAAAUAUUACCUGAUCCAGCUGCUGGAGGACGACAACUCCAAGUCCUACAGUGUGUGGCUGAGGUGGGGCAGAGUGGGUAAAGUGGGUCAGAGCAGUCUGACAGCCUGUGGUGGAGACCUGCUGAAAGCCAAAGAUUUCUUCAAGAAAAAGUUUUUGGACAAGACUAAGAAUGACUGGGAAGAUCGAGAAGGUUUUGAGAAAGUAGCGGGGAAAUAUGACAUGGUGUUCAUGGACUACAGCACGAAUGAAAAGGAGGAGAACCAGACCACGGUGGAUACUGCACCCAAAAAGAAGACCUCCAAACUGGAUGUAAAGGUCCAGUCUCUCCUGGAGUUGAUCUGUGACCUCAAAGCUAUGGAGGAGUGUGUGCUGGAGAUGAAGUUUGACACCAAAAAAGCUCCCCUCGGAAAGCUGACCACAGAGCAGAUCAAAGCAGGCUACUCUGCGCUGAAGAAGAUCGAGGAGUGUUUAAAGAAGAAGGGCAGCAACCGGGAGCUGCUGGAAGCGUGCAACCAGUUCUACACCCGCAUCCCGCAUGACUUUGGGUUGAAAACACCUCCAAUCAUUCGCACAGAAAAUGAGCUGAAGGAAAAAAUAACACUGCUGGAGGCUCUGAGUGAUAUUCAGAUAGCAGUGAAAAUGGUUCAGUCCAGUGAAAACAGUGACGAACACCCUCUGGAUCGACAGUACCAAUCCCUGAAGUGUCAGCUGCAGCCUCUGGAGUCCAGCUGUGAGGAGUACAAGGUGAUUGACAAGUAUCUACAGUCCACUCAUGCAUCCACCCACUCUGACUACACCAUGACAGUCUUGGACAUGUUCUCAGUGGACAGAGACAGCGAGAGUAAUAACUUCAACUCACAGUUACACAACAGGACUCUGCUGUGGCAUGGGUCCCGACUUUCCAACUGGGUCGGCAUCCUCAGUCAGGGGCUCCGAGUGGCCCCACCUGAAGCUCCCGUCACUGGAUACAUGUUUGGGAAGGGUAUCUAUUUCGCCGACAUGUCAUCAAAGAGCGCCAACUACUGUUUCGCCAGUCAGAGCAAUAACAACAUUGGACUGCUGCUUCUGUGUGAGGUCGCUCUGGGUGACUCUAACGAGCUGCUGGACGCUGACUACGAGGCCAAUAAUCUGCCUGCUGGAAAACACAGCACCAAAGGGCUGGGACAGACCGGACCUGACCCCCAAAACUCUGUCACUCUGGACGGUACGAUGGUGCCGAUGGGUCCGGGGAAGAAGACGAAGGUGGCUCGAACCAACAGUUACUCACUCCUCUACAAUGAGUUUGUCGUUUAUAACCCCGCACAGACUCGCAUGAAGUACCUGCUGCGGGUCAAGUUUAACUACUCGUCACUGUGGUGAGGCUGAAUAUGAGUCUGUGUAAAGUUAGCUGAGAUUCAGCCGCUGGUUUUUGGGAGAGGAUGUUAAAACCUGAACACACAGAUCCUUUUUGGUGGAUGACAUAAAUGUUUACUUUCUCGGUGAUGAAGAACUGCAAAGGAUUUCUAGAUUAAUUGACGAGUUGAUCAACAGAAAAUUAUUAGCAACUUUUUUGGUGCUUCUCAAACAAGAGGACUUAUCUUUGUACUGACACCUGAUGUCUUUGGGUUUGAAUCCACCUAAAUCUGGCAUUUUAUGGACCAGCAAUUCAUGCAUCUUUAGUAAAUGCUUUCAAUUUAGAUAGAGCCUUGCAGUAGGGUCCACGGUGGGUUUGACGAAUCUGAAUGGGAAAAACUGACAAAACUGCUUCUCUUCUCUACGGUUUGUUCCCUCGUGUCAUUAAACCUCCAUGUCAGGUUUGGAAGUCAGGGAGUUGUCCAGUUAUUUCUAAAUACUGCUGGGUUAGGUGAGUCAGACUGCAGCUUUAUUUUACUGCUUCCUGAGCUUUGUUGAGGUGUAAACGGUGAGGAAGGGUCCAUGUUAUAUAGAAUGAAAACAUUGCACUACUUUUUGUCUAUUUGUCUUUAUACUGUGUUCAUCUUCACAUCAAUGUAAGCAUUGCACUGUAACGCAUGUUAUGUAUGAAUCUAUGCUUUGCAUUUCUUUCUCUCAGUCGAUGAAACAGAAAGGCCUUACAGAUGUUUUGGAUUUUUAGUGUUUAUGUUUUUGAUGACGUAAUGAAAUUCAGGAGUUCUGUAGCCUGAAUCUGAAUAACUGAUGAGGUGCCAUUGCUUGAGUCCUACUAACAUAAAAAGACAUUGAAUGGUUUGUUUUUAUCAUUGACGGCCACAUUUUUAACCACACAAUGAAAAACACUGAAAUUAUAAACUGUUCAUAUAUUUCUAUGUUUAUUUUUGUUUAUGUAAACCAGACACAAAGACAACAUUCUGUAAAAAAAAAAAAAAAGAAAAGUGACUAAUUCAUUUAUUGUUGCAUACAUGGGAUACGGUUAUUAUACAGACACAAAACCAAUAAUAAAGGACAAUUUCUUUGUGAGUACAGCA